This is a messenger RNA of Pomacea canaliculata, 4207 nucleotides long. Its product is annotated as ubiquitin-protein ligase E3A-like. Bases 134 to 2932 code for a protein of 932 amino acids. The transcript is spliced from 11 exons. Lineage: Eukaryota; Metazoa; Mollusca; Gastropoda; Architaenioglossa; Ampullariidae. Gene Ontology annotation, biological process: positive regulation of protein catabolic process; protein polyubiquitination; proteasome-mediated ubiquitin-dependent protein catabolic process. Gene Ontology annotation, molecular function: ubiquitin-protein transferase activity. The record is from RefSeq and is a predicted model, not a curated record.
ACAUUCUCUCCAAACAAAGAUGGCGGUACCUAGCUGGGAUCCUUCUUGUUAACGAAGCUAAUGCUUUUGCUUCUGUUUAGGAGUAGGGCGUGGAAUAUAUAAGUUCAGACAAAACUAUUUAACAUUGUUUCGCAUGAAUUCCUCUGAUCAAGGAAGUUUACAUCGCGGAGAAGAAACCGCAGGUGGUGUUCGUGCUGUUGCAAGUUCCAGUUCAGACCAAGACGAAAUGAAGCGAGCAGCAGCCCGACAACUCAUUGAGAACUAUUACUAUCAGCUUACUGAUGGCUGUGGUAACUCCAGCUGUGAUAACAGAUGCUGUGCCUCCUGCCCAGACUUUUCCUUUAAGUCUGUGGAUCGCAAUCAAUUGGCCCUGCAGGCUGUAAAGCUGUCCAAAGACAGAGCAAGGCUCUGCGAUGGCAUUCCUAAAAAAUACGCCAAAUAUCCUGUUCAGGAGACUGCAGGAAACCAGGCAGCCCUAACACCUGCUGAUGGUGCAGGCACCAGUUCUUGCAGGAGUAGUGGCAACCUACAGGACAGCAAAGAUGGAGAACAUGGAACAGAAAACAUUACAGGAACAGGUGGUGCCAAGGCAAAAUUGCCAUCACCCACUAACAGCAGUACUCCAUCAUCCUCCUGUUCCAGUCAGAGCAGCAUAGAUCAGCAUGGUGACACCCAUGAGAUAAAAUACCUUGAUGAAGGCAAAGUGAUGGAGUCAAUACAAAGAGGCCAGAGAAGUGGAAGCUGGAACCACCUUAUUCAUAUAAUUGGCAUUGUGUUCAGCAGUCCUGAGUUUCUGAUGCGGAGUUUUCCAACCUGUUCAGUCAAAAUCUGUGAAUCUUCCUCAGUGGAUCCUGACAAGGACUUUGAUGAUACGGAAGCAGAACCUAUGCAUGUAGAUCAAUUGCCCACCCAAGAAAGGUGUGCCCAGAAGGAAGAUGCAGCACAAGGAGAUUCAGAGAGACAGAAUACUGCCUGCCUACUUUCAGUGGACUUAGCCUCUUUGAGAAGAGUGUACGAUGCACUAAUGAGCAUCCCAGAGCAGCCAUUCCAAGCAGCUCUGAUCAAUGCCUUAAAGUCCUUGUCUUAUACCAUUCAAAUGGACUUCAAGUACCACCGGUCCUUGGAGAAGGAUCGUAAUUUUUUAAAUAUUUUUGUCAUUGUGCUAGAGUUUCCCAACCUGCACAGCCCUGAGUACCUUGAAACGGCUUUUCCAUCAUUCUGUAAGGCCCUGGCUCUCAUGCCACUAAAAGGACAGGCAAGAUUAGCACAGAUCUUGUCAAUGUAUGGUGAGAAGAGGUUGACAAUUAUACUGCAAUCGCUGCAGCAGCUCAUUACAGUGCGUAUAGUCAACAAUGAAGGACGAUGGGGCCGCAGCUUUCACCUCAACGAUGAUGAUGCCAUUGUUGAUGCUUGCUGUGUGAUGAAGAUAGUUUACUAUGCGAGUCUCUUUGGUGGGCAGGUAGACAGUCUUGAACUACUGGAAGAGGAGAGGCACUCGAAUGAGGCAGAUUUAUUGCAUGAUGCAUUGCAAGGUGCUAUGGGCAUAGAACCUAAAGAACAAUCACAGCCCCGAGAAAAUCCUCUUGGAAAAGAACUUAAAAUAAAUCAAAUUGAUGUGCGGAAACCUUUGAUAUCCUUUGAGGAAUUUAUCAAUGAUCCUCUUAAUGAACACAUUGACAUCAGCACAGACUAUGCCUACUAUCGAGCAGAGCCAGAUAACAAGUUUUCCUUCAUCACUCACAACUUUGUGUUAACUACAGCCUCAAAGCACAUGUGCAUGUAUUUUGACAACCGCAUUCGCAUGUUGCAUGAGAGACGCACUUCUCUACUGCAAACCAUUGUGCAUGGUGGUCCACCUAUGCCAUACCUCCGCAUCCGAGUCAGAAGGGAUCAUGUUGUGGAUGAUGCACUUCUAAAUCUGGAGAUGGUUGCUAUGGACAAUCCUGGUGAUCUGAAAAAGCAACUGUUUGUAGAAUUUGAAGGCGAACAGGGCUUGGAUGAAGGGGGUGUUUCAAAGGAAUUCUUCCAGCUGAUUGUGGAGGAACUAUUCAAUCCUGAUAUUGGUAUGUUCAUUUACAAUGAAAAUACAAGACAAUUCUGGUUCAAUCACAUGUCCUUUGAAAAUGAAGGGCAGUUCACAUUGAUAGGGAUUGUCCUGGGUCUGGCCAUUUACAAUAGCUGCAUCUUAGACAUCCACCUUCCAAUGGUUGUCUACCGCAAGCUUCUUGGAAAGAAAGGUGUCUUCCAGGAUCUCUUUGAUGUUGAUCCUACUCUGGCCAGCAGCCUGCAGCAGAUGUUGGAUUAUGAUGGUGGAGAUUUUGAGGAUGUAUUCAUGCAAACUUUUCGGAUUGGCUUUUUGGAUGUCUUUGGGUCUAGUGGGAUCCAUGAUCUUAAAGAAGGUGGUGAAGAUAUCACAGUGACAUGUGAAAAUAGAGAGGAAUUUGUGGAUCUGUAUGCUGACUUUAUUCUAAACAAGUCAGUUGAAUGUCAGUUUCGAGCCUUCAAGAGAGGUUUUAUGAUGGUGACAAAUGAAAGUCCACUCAAAAUGCUUUUCCGUCCAGAUGAGGUGGAGAUGCUGGUAUGUGGGAGCAAGGAAUUUGAUUUCCAUGCCUUGGAGACUGCCACUGAUUAUGAUGGUGGAUUCACAGCGGAUUCCCCUACAGUCAGGAAUUUCUGGGAUAUUGUACAUGAGUUCAGUGAAGAGGACAAGAAAAAGUUGUUGCAGUUUACUACUGGCUCAGACCGUGUGCCUGUUGGUGGCCUGUCAAAGCUUAAAUUCAUUGUUGCGCGCAAUGGGCCAGACUCUGACAAGCUGCCUACUUCCCAUACAUGCUUCAAUGUGCUACUCUUGCCAGACUAUGCCACAAAAGAGAAACUGAAGGAGAGGCUUCUAAAGGCCAUUAACUACGCUAAGGGCUUUGGCAUGUUGUGAUUUAGCCAUUACUCUCCAUUUGUUCCAGCAUGAGAAUGAGUCAGACUGCAUCAUGUCAGGUUUGUGCAACUUUUGCAACAGCCUGUGAUCUGAACUGCUGUUAAAGGAAGGAGAAAAGAAGCUGCCUUUGUACACACAUCAGUCAUUCUGCAUGCAUAGUCCAAGUGGAACAAGCGAAAAGGUCUUUUCAAGGCAAAGCCAUGGAACUUAACUGUGAUUGACUGCAAUGUUGUAGGUUUAGACGUAGGUACUUUGGCCUGGAUAUGGAUGAACUUGUGUAGCUGCUAUGCUGAACAUUAGAGAAAGAGUGGUUCUAGGUAAUGAACGUUUAAAAUGGAUCCUUUCUGUCAUUGUUCUUUUCAUGAGAAAAUGAAAUAAACUUGACCUGUAUUUCAUGGCAUGCUUCUGUGUAUAUUUUUUAAUUGCUAUGGCAUUUGUUCAUUUGGCUUUUUAAAUGUUUGGUUGUUUUGCAAGAAUUACAUUAGACUGUAAGCUACAAGGACAAGAAGGGCAUAUAAUGAGUUGUGUGACCAGUUAGGUAUAAUGUGUUUCCUGUGUGGUUUGUAAAACUAGUUGUUGCAAGGAUCCCAACCCCACCUUUUCCUUACAAACACUAACAACUGAUGCUCACAAAGAUUUACAAGUAGCGUGAAGAAAGCCGUGUCCUCAUAAAAAAAUCUCUUGAAGUUAUUUUGUCUUUGUCUUUGUUAAAAUCUUUGUUGUAACACUAGUGAGGACUGUUAAAGUGAAAGCAGGGUGUGAAAGUCAAUCAAAAGUACUCUGUACCAUUCAAUUUUAACAUGAGAGGGUGAGCAAAGCAGUUUCUGUGUCAUUACCCGUUAUCCAUUAGUUUUACUGAUAGUUCAGAAUUAUUUAGUUAAGAAGUUCAAGAAUUUUGGUAGUCUAUCAUUUUUAUCCACAUAAAAUGGCAACCUUCUGAAUGAAAGUUACUUUAAUGUUUCAGGUAGCAGUCGAGAGCAUGAAAACUUGGUUGAAUUGUUCUUAUUCUUGACAGGUUUUUUUGUGUGAUAUGAACUACAUACCUGUUGUGAGAUGCCUGCUGUAAAGUUGGUACCAAAAAGAAUAAAAAGUCUGGUGAAUACCAACAGAUUGUGCAAGGCUUAAUAGGGACAGUUUCUACCUGCAUAAUACAACUUUCCUUUAUCAUUAUAUACCAAGUUUCUUUUACCAUAUUGUGGAUUUCUGUUUACUUUUCAUGCAAAAGAAUUUCCUCAUUCCUAUGGGACAUUUGGCGAUAAAAUUCUUUGAUAUAAA